ACCAACACUUGUAAAGGAUCAUCCCAACCGGCAGAACAACUAUUGAACGACACGAUCUAUCAUCACAUUUCUCACAUAGAACAAUCUCCACAUAUACCCGGCUUUAACGAUUCGUUCUUCGUUGCAGAUAUAGAAAAGAUCCGUCAUCAACAUGACAUUUGGGUAUCUUAUCUGCCUUAUAUUCGGCCUUUCUACGGCAAGAAAAAGCUCAUCCCCUACCACGUCCUAUUGAACUGAUGUGCAAAACAGCUGUAAAAUGCAAUUCCGACACAGUCUUGCUAAACGUCCUCAUGCAACUCGGCGCAGGCUUUGACUGUGCAUCCGUGGAGGAAAUGCAUACCGUCUUAUCUUUGGGUACUCACCCUAGUAGUAUUAACUUUGCAAAUCCAUGCAAGGCACCUGAAUCGCUUGCCUUUGCCUAUAAAGUCGGCAUUAGAAAGACGACUUUUGAUAAUCUCGAUGAGCUUGACAACAUAAAGAAAUACAUGCCCAACGCACAACUACUGCUUAGGAUAUAUGCAAAUGAUAGUAGUGCUGUUGUUUCUUUGGGGGAAAAGUAUGGUGCCCCACUUGAAUCGUGCCAUGCGCUUCUUGUACGCGCAAGAGAAUUGGAUAUGGAUGUUGUGGGAACAACUUUUCAUAUUGGUGACUGAGCGUUCGUAAAAUGAUCCAAGUUCUACAGGGCUAACUGUCUCAAGGAUCCUGUGCUUCAGAUCCCAACGCAAUUCGAGAAGCAAUUGCUCAUUCAAGAUUAGUCUGGGACAUUGCACAAUCUUUGGGAUAUUCCCUCAAGAUUGUAGAUAUCGGAGGAGGUUUUCAGUCCACAGAAACUGCAUUUGAUCCAAUGGCCACAGCUGCAUCUAGCGCCAUAUCUGAGGCAUCAUUCCCAGAGCAAACAGAAUUUAUCGGAGAGCCCGGUCGUUUUUACGCGUGUAGCGCAUUUACACUUGUUUGCCGGGUCAUAUCCCGUCGAAUAUCGACGGGACCGACAGCUUCCAAAGCAUUAGAAAUGCUAUAUCAAAACGAUGGGGUAUAUAAAAGUUUCAUGAAUGGGCUUACAGAGAAAGAAGUGUUUACACCAACCUUGAUAAAAGGCAAAAUCGAUGGUAAUGUAGGAAGGAAGACGGGAGAACAUGCCUAUACGAUCUGGGGUCCAACAUGUUCCAGCACGGAUUGUGUCACCCGCAGAGCUACUUUUCCGUGCGAGGUUAGGGUUGGUGAUUUUUUGGUAUACAGAAACAUGGGAGGUAAGAGCUCGCGCGGGUUAGCUGCUAACAAUAUACUGACGAAGCGUGCAGCAUAUACUUCAGCUACAGCGACACGCUUUAAUGGGUUCUCCAGUCAGGCGGUUACUAUCUACGUUUGUAGCCGUUCCAAGAAUUACGCUCAAGCUGAAGAAUGCAGCAGUGAAGUGGAAGAUUGCUCGAAAAUAGUGGAUGCGUCCAAAACUCCUACAGUCGAAUUAUAAUAUUUCUAGCAUUAUACUAAACUAUAGGAUUUGUCUCUUGUUAAGAGUACUUCUUAAGCAAAUUAUUCAUUUCUUAACAAGUGAUCGGUAACAUUCAUUGAUCAUUGGGGUGCUUCUUAGGGGCUUUUCGAAACAUGGGAGGAAAGCAUGUAUUUCAACACCUUAAUAUAUGUAUGUCAGCUGGGAUUUCCUUUAUAAUUCGAUUACACAGGAAUCAAAUUCAAAGUUACUCCAA
Messenger RNA from Sclerotinia trifoliorum, 1703 nucleotides. NCBI's taxonomy places the organism in Eukaryota, Fungi, Ascomycota, Leotiomycetes, Helotiales, Sclerotiniaceae. The record is from the annotation of a GenBank genome assembly.